Molecule: messenger RNA, 5888 nt
Organism: Eubalaena glacialis (North Atlantic right whale)
Lineage: Eukaryota; Metazoa; Chordata; Mammalia; Artiodactyla; Balaenidae
Gene: ZSCAN29
Product: zinc finger and SCAN domain containing 29
Exons: 6
Coding region: 1015-3570 (851 amino acids)
Biological process (GO): regulation of transcription by RNA polymerase II
Molecular function (GO): DNA-binding transcription factor activity, RNA polymerase II-specific; RNA polymerase II cis-regulatory region sequence-specific DNA binding
Source: RefSeq, a predicted model, not a curated record
GUACCUGCAGGCCACUCCGCUUGUUCCAGGUGAAAAUGGACCCUGGAUACCCGCUCAGAGCCAAGAGCAGUUCGUGGAUCAUUCCCGCGGCGGACCUCGAGUCCCUAUAUCCGUCGCACCCUCUUCCAGAGCCUCACCAGGCGACCAAAGAGGCGAGCGCUCCCUCCUCUACACGCGCACAGGACCCCGGGACGGGCAGUUCCUCCUGACUGUACCCGCCGACACUACUGCUGAGGAGAGCUGACGGGAAGCCGGGAAGGGGUCGGCGCGCCGCGUCCCGGAAGUGAGCCUCGCUCGGCUGGGCCCACUCGCUGGCUCCAGCGGGUGCUCCGCAGGAGUCGCGGGAGGUUCCCUUGCGCAUGCGCCUCCAGCCCCCGGGUCGGCCGCUCGGACUUCCGGUUUGGGAGCUGGACUGGGAGGCUGGAGAACCCGGGCUGGAGCCCUACCCCGAGUGGGUGAGGCUAGCCCGCGGUCAGAAAUGCGAGUGGGUUGAGCGACAGCCCGAGAGGGAGAAGCUCCCAGGGGUGGGUCGGAGGGUGCUCUCAGGGCGCUUAGCCCGGUGGAGGCCUCUGGAGGGGCUCACGACGGCUUUCGAGAGUGACCUGGCCGGAGGGAGAGAAGACAAAGAGGCCGGAACCCCGCACCCGCGAACCUUGCAGCCCUCGGAGCGCCUGGCCAGCACCCGAGCUCGUCCUCAGGAGACCCAUGACUACUGCCCCUUCGGACUCCCACUCUCCACCAACUCAGUGGGACUCUCCCCAAGCCCACCCGGCCCUCGCUUCAGGAGCCAAAACCAACUUCUCUCAAUGCGCGAGGUUUCCAGUCACUAGUUCCCGGCUAUUUACUGAGCGGUUACUUAUGCUGUGAGGGAGAACAAAGACCCAGUAUUCAGAGGAAACUCUUCUUACAGAGAGAGACUCAUCUGCAGGUGAUUCUCCAAGGACAUGAGAAGAUGGGUGUAAGCCCUGGAACCUAGACCCUUAAGUGGAGGGAAGCUGCUUUCUGCUGUGAACGAUGGCCAAACCCACCCUGAGAGGGAAUGGCACUAACUCUGAGACCUUCCGACAGCGCUUCAGGAGAUUUCAUUACCAGGAGGUAGCUGGGCCCCGGGAGGCUUUCAGCCAACUCUGGGAACUUUGCUGUCGGUGGCUAAGGCCGGAGGUGCGCACCAAGGAGCAGAUUGUAGAAUUGUUGGUGCUAGAGCAGUUCCUGACCGUCUUACCUGGGGAGAUCCAGAAAUGGGUACAAAAGCAAUGUCCAGAAAGUGGAGAGGAGGCAGUGGCUCUGGUGGAAGAUUUAGAAAGAGAGCCUGGAAGACCUGGACGUUCGGUCACAGUCUCUGUGAAGGGGCAGGAAGUGCGCUUGGAGAAGAUGACACCCCUGAAAUCAUCACGAGAGUUAUUAAGUGUUCGGCAGGAGUCAGUGGAACCCCAGCCCAGGGGUGUACCCAAGAAAGAGAGGGCAAGAAACCCAGACCUGGGACCACAGGAGCAGAUGCACCCAAAGGAGAAGCUCAGACCUUUUCAAAGGAGCGCAGGAUUUCCAUUUCCUAAAUCCAGUGUGGUCUCCAAGUUGGAGCAAGGAGAGCCAUGGAUCCCAGAUCUGGGCUCCAAGGAGAAGGAACUCCCAAGAGGCAGUCACACAGGAGACAGACGAAUGCAUGCUGAUCUGUUACCAUCCAGGAGAGAGAGAAGAAGCUGGGUGGAACAGGAUCACUGGGGCUUCGAGGAUGAGAAGGUGGCAGGUGUGCACUGGGGCUAUGAAGAAACCAGAACUCUCCUCGCAAUUCUCAGUCAAACUGAGUUUUACGAGGCUCUCCGAAACUGUCAUCGGAACAGCCAAGUGUAUGGGGCUGUGGCUGAGCGGCUCCGGGAGUAUGGGUUCCUCCGGACCCUGGAGCAGUGUAGGACCAAGUUCAAAGGUCUCCAGAAGAGCUAUCGGAAAGUCAAGAGUGGCCACCCACCUGAAACCUGCCCCUUCUUUGAAGAGAUGGAAGCCCUGAUGAGUGCCCAGGUCAUUGCCCUGCCCAGUAAUGGCCUGGAGGAGGCAGCCUCUCACUCUGGCCUGGUGGGCAGUGAUGCUGAGACUGAGGAGCCAGAGCAACAGGACUGGCAGCAUAAGGAGGGAGAAGAUGCCAUGGCUGAAGAGUCUGACAGUGAGGAAGUGGGCCAGGAGGCCACCCCCCAGGACCCCGACAACUCCACCACACCCGUCCUUUUCCGAAGCCCAAGUGGUGUACACUGGGGCUAUGAAGAGACAAAGACCUACCUUGCAAUUCUUAGUGAGACUCAGUUUUAUGAAGCCCUCCAGAACUGCCACCGCAACAGCCAGUUGUAUGGAGCAGUGGCUGAGCGGUUAUGGGAAUAUGGCUUCCUUAGGACACCAGAGCAGUGUCGGACCAAGUUUAAAAGCCUCCACACCAGCUAUCGGAAGGUCAAGAAUGGCCAAGCACCAGAGACCUGUCCCUUCUUUGAAGAGAUGGAUGCUUUGGUGAGUGCCCGGGGUGCUGCCCUGCCCAGUGAUGGCCGGGAAGAGGAGGCAGCCUUGUGUCCCACCCAGGAGACCAGUGAGGCCGAAGCCGAGAAGCAAGCCGAGGAAGCAGAUGAGGCCAUAGAAGAAGAUUCUGAAGAUGAUGAAGAGGAUACCGAGGUACCCCCAGAGGCUAUGACCCGUGCUCCAGUCUUAUUUCAGAGCCCCAGUGGUUUUGAGGCUGGAUUUGAGAAUGAAGAGAAUCUAAAACGGGAUAUUGCUGAGGAAGUACAACUACACAGGACGUUACUUGCAAGGUCUGAGAGGAAAUUUCCCCGGCAUCUUAAUCAAGGUAAAGGCACUGAGAGUGAAUGUAGAUCAGGAAGACAGUGGGAGAAGACCCCAGGGGAGAGAAGAGGAAAACCAACAUUCCCAGAGAAGAGUUUAGGUAAAGUUCUAAGUCAUCAGAGACCUUACUUGGGGGAGAGACCCUAUAAAUAUCUCAGAUAUGGCAAAAGCUUUGGUCCAAACUCCCAUCUCGUGCAUCAGAUAUCCCCUCAAGUAGAAAAUCCAUAUAAAUGUGCUGACUGUGGGAAAAGCUUCAGUCGGAGUGCACGCCUCAUUAGACACCGGAGAAUCCACACUGGAGAGAAACCUUACAAAUGUCUUGACUGUGGGAAAAGCUUCCGUGACAGUUCAAAUUUCAUCACCCAUAGAAGAAUCCACACAGGAGAGAAACCAUAUCAGUGUGGUGAGUGUGGAAAACGCUUCAACCAGAGCUCAAGCCUUAUCAUUCACCAGAGAACCCACACAGGAGAAAAGCCCUAUCAGUGUGAAGAGUGUGGAAAAAGCUUCAAUAACAGUUCUCAUUUUAGUGCACAUCGAAGGAUACACACAGGAGAGAGACCCCAUGUGUGUCCUGACUGUGGAAAGAGUUUCAGUAAGAGUUCUGACUUACGUGCACACCACAGAACCCACACAGGAGAGAAACCCUAUGGGUGUCAUGACUGUGGCAAGUGCUUCAGUAAAAGCUCUGCUCUUAAUAAGCACCGAGAGAUCCACACACGAGAAAAACUUCUCUCACAGCCAGCCCCUAAGUAAGCCCCUGAGGAUCUAUGAAGAAAACAGUUUCAUUACAUGUACUGAAAUUGUUUAGAAAAGUCCUCCAAUAGUGAGAUCCAUCUCCUAAUCUGUGCCUGGCUAGUUUAGGAAAUACUCUAGAAUUUACCCCACUGUUUGUUCCUAUGUUUCUCCUGGAUCUAGAGUCAAAUUCCCAAAGCAUCUUAAGAAUGAAAGGAAGAUUUCAUUUCCUCUCCUGGCCUUUAUUGACGGUUAACACCUUUCCCUCUCAGUGCCUAUGUUGUUCCCUUAAUAGAGAGGACACAGUAGUAGAUCCUAUGAGUUUGACGUGCACCCUUCUUUACUCAUCCUGUUAUAAACUGCAUUUCAACUAGAAAAACCCAUCACAGCAGCAUUUCAUGGAGAAGUAGUGAGAAUUCUCAUUGAAUGGGUGUAGCUCUUUAUAUAGCAAUGGAAAUGCAAAAAAGAAUGACUUUUCCUGCUCACUUAACCCUGUGCUCAGAAUGACAUAUUUGUCAUGCACACUCUUCCUUUACCUUAAAGAAGGAGAGUUUAAGUGUCCAAUUUGGUUCUGACCUAUAAGUCAUUUUGUCAAGAACCUAGGUGUGCUAUAUGGGGAAACAAUGUAAACCUCGUAUAAAUAUUGAGGUGUGAACCCUGGAUUUCUUAGUUUCUUCCAAGCCCUAGAAGCUUUGGAAUAGAAAAAUACUGUAUUUACAGCGUCUGGUGUGAUUUUUUUUUUCUGGUCCAUCUCAUCUGAAUUUCAUGUGUCCCUUGUGGUCCAGAAGCCUAAAGAGCAAGCCAGUUGGAUGCGGUGAUAGGGAAAGCAGUUAGAACUGCCAAGAGGGAAUUGUCCAUAUUCCACACACUCUAAACACCUGGGCUAGUGUCCUGCACCCUGUGGACAUAAUACUGACCUGCAAUGCGCAGAGGCCACUUGCCACAUUCCCACGGAUUAGGAAAACAGACCACUUUGUGCCAACAACUCUUUACCCUAAUGGUAAGGAGGACAGAUUAUCUUUGGUCAGUGGAGUUGACAAUACUUACACACACACAUGCACACAUAUUCAAAUGUAUACAUCUACUUUUAAAAGCAGCUCUUCAAAUGCAAGUGUAAUUCUGAUCUUUAUGAUCAAAUAGUAUUGAACUAAUUGCCCACAUGUUCAUAGCAGUAUGAUGAGCGGGUACAGCACAAGUUAAACAGACCCUGUCCUCUUCCUUACAACCUAAAACAGAUGACACUGACAUGGACAAAUAGUACACAUGUAUAGCUGCAACAGUUUUAGAGAAAUCUAGAAAGCUAGGUAGUAACACUAUGCAUAAAACUUAAGGUCUAAUGCAUUAGAGUUUGGAAAAAAUUUGAGAGGUAUUUUCUUCUCUUUAAUCAGGAAGGCUUCAUGAAGCAGGAAGUGCUCAGAGGGAAGGUUACUAGGUGGGAUGAACUUUCCAAAACUCAUUGCAAAACUGAGUGCUGAAUGGGUGAGAAAUGGGAAAACUGGGGAGCAAGGGAGCAGAGGGCAAAGGACAGACUGUAAGGAAGGUUAGACAAAGCUUGGAGUAGCACAAAAUUGGAGGGGUAGCAAGAUACGGGCCGUGCAGAAGGCAGAGAGGGACUCGCCUCAGCUAAAACAUGGAGUACCAGGCAGAUAGGAGAUGGGCUCCCAUCCUCCAGAGUAAAUCAGGUACUGUGCUGUGCUUACUGACAGGGAAACAGCUGACUGGCGCUGGGGAAGAAGGAUGAGCAGUCUUAGGGGACUAGCUCCUAUGGGAGACGAAGGUCAGAAACCAGUAUCUUAAGAAGAUACUUCAAUGGGCAGUUCAGAGGAAAGAAGAAAGUGAGUGAUGGCCAAGGCCUGGGAUAAGUAGCUGCAUCAUUAGUCACAUUGAAUGAGUUGGGAUGGGAGUGAGAUCUGAGAGAGAAGUGGGGAGGUAGAAUUUUCUAAAAUCCAUAGCUUACUAUGGUAGAUGAAAGAUUAAUUAGGGUUCUGGUGCUGAGGGAAUUUCCUAAUUCCUAACUCUUACGAAUUAAGGGGAGAUGGUGUCUCAAUUAUGUUGCCUAAGCAGACAGGAAGAUACAAGAAACACGAGUCUAAAGCAAUGCCUCGGGAUCUGAGAUAGUUUAGGAAGUGUGCUAUAGUGUUUUUUAAAAAAUGAGAGAUCACUGUCUUCAGUAUAUCUAUGUAUAGUCUUGUGGGAAAAGCACUGGUUGUGGUACCAACAGAUACAAAUUCUGGUUCCAGAUGUCUUAUGUGUAAGUCAACCUGCCUCCAUUUCCCUUUCUGUAAAGCAGAACAGUGUUUACACCUUAAUCUGCCUCUCAGGGAUAUCAUGUUAAUAAA